Pterocles gutturalis (yellow-throated sandgrouse) is the source of this 1211-nucleotide messenger RNA. It is a transcript of the gene PLA2G15, whose product is annotated as phospholipase A2, group XV. The record is from RefSeq and is a predicted model, not a curated record. Lineage: Eukaryota; Metazoa; Chordata; Aves; Pterocliformes; Pteroclidae. Gene Ontology annotation, cellular component: lysosome. The transcript is spliced from 5 exons. The annotation marks the transcript as partial. Gene Ontology annotation, biological process: phosphatidylcholine metabolic process; ceramide metabolic process.
UUCCGGGGGACUUAGGUAAUCAGUUGGAAGCCAAGUUAGAUAAGCCAUCAGUAGUGCACUAUCUCUGCUCUAAGAAGACAGACAGUUAUUUUACACUGUGGCUGAAUUUAGAAUUGCUUCUGCCUGUCAUCAUUGACUGCUGGAUCGAUAAUAUCAGGCUGGUAUAUAAUCGAACAAGUAAGAUUACAGAACCACCAGAUGGAGUGGAUAUCAGAGUCCCAGGUUUUGGGCAGACGUUUUCCUUGGAAUUCCUUGACCCAAGUAAAAGGAGUGUUGGCAGUUACUUUUAUAUGCUGGUGCAGAGUUUAGUAGAUUGGGGCUAUAAACGCGAUGAAGAUGUAAGAGGAGCACCUUAUGACUGGCGAAAGGCACCAAAUGAGAAUGGAGACUAUUUUGUGGCCCUUCGCAAGAUGAUAGAGUUGAUGUAUGAGCAGUAUGGAAGUCCUGUUGUCUUAAUCGCCCACAGUAUGGGUAAUAUGUACACCCUCUACUUCCUCAACCAUCAGACUCAAGAUUGGAAAGACAAGUACAUAAAGGAUUAUGUGUCAUUAGGCGCUCCGUGGGGAGGAGUGGCUAAAACUCUCCGUGUGUUGGCUUCAGGUGACAACAACAGAAUACCUGUUAUCAGUUCACUCAAGGUUAGAGACCAGCAGAGGUCAGCAGUUUCCACAAACUGGAUGCUCCCCUACAACUACACAUGGCCUCCAGAUAAGGUCUUUGUAAGCACACCUACAGCUAACUACACUCUUCAAGAUUACAAAAAAUUCUACAGGGACAUCAAUUUUGAAGAUGGCUGGCUCAUGAGACAAGACACUGAACCCCUCGUCUACCAGAUGAUACCACCUGGUGUGCGUAUACACUGUCUUUAUGGUACUGGCGUGGAAACACCUGAUUCCUUCCAUUAUGAAAGUUUUCCUGACAAAGAACCCAAGAUUCUUUACAGCGAUGGGGAUGGUACAGUAAACUUACAGAGUGCCUUGCAAUGUCGAAAGUGGGUGGACAUGCAAAAACAGGAAGUGGUGAUAUUUGAGCUUUCAGGAAAUGAGCAUAUUCAAAUGCUCUCCAAUGAUACGACCAUCUCCUAUGUGAAAAAGCUGCUUUUUGAUUUGUGAUACAUUGUGUUGACGGUUGUUUUCCUCACCUGUGAUGCCUUCCCUUAAAUAUGGGGAAAAUGCCUUUUAAUCCCUUGAUAUUUAGAUAUUUGAAUUAUU